This is a messenger RNA of Paramecium octaurelia, 498 nucleotides long. NCBI's taxonomy places the organism in Eukaryota, Ciliophora, Oligohymenophorea, Peniculida, Parameciidae. The record is from the annotation of a GenBank genome assembly.
AUGAANUUCUAUAAAAAAGAAAUCGAUAAAUUUUCUCAAGCAUCUAGGCUAUUGGAACAGCAAUUACAACAGAAGAGAAAGACAAUGGCAACUAAUCUAUAAUAAAAAUAAAAUGAUCCUAAACCAAAACCUAUUGAUGAUUUGUAAGAGUAAUUGAUGCAAAAUCAAUAUGAUAUAGAAAAUUAAAUAAUAAGAGAAAAAAAUGAAGAACUUCAAAGGAUAGAAUUAAAGUAUUCAUUUAAUUAGAAACAUAGAGUCUAAAUUGUCAAUAAUAUAUUACAAGAUCUGGCAUUUCAAGUCGAUUUAGCAAAUAAACCUCUUGAUCUAGUUGCUGAAAAUCAAGUGACAGCAAUAAAUAAUAUAGGUGCGGCAAAGAGGGAAUUAGUCAAAGCUGAAGACUCUUAAAAGUCAGCAAAUAAGAAAUGGAUAAUAAUAGCAACUUUGAUUGCUAUUCUUGUAGGAGUUUUGAUUAUAAUUUUAAUUUUAAAUUGGAAUUGA